UGGACUGCCAGUCACUGUUGCAAAUUCCCAACGUUUGGACGUGCGCAAGAACAAACACACAGUUGUAAACUCGUGCGCGAACAAUAUAGCAACUUGCGAAGUGUAGUAAACAAAAGAUUUUAUAAAACAAAGAAUUUUGUGGAAUUGGAGUAUAUAGUUGGUGUUAGAUAAAACAGUAGCCACUAUAUAUUUGAAAUUUGUAUUGAAACAAUGAGAAAGUCCCAAUAAACGUCGUAUACUACAUACAUAUACAAAUAUAUAAUGUUGAUAGCGUAAAAAAAAAAAAUAUUUUUUUGUUUUUGUAAAUUUAUAAAAUAUGCUGUGCUAUAUUUAGUUAUGAAAAUCGUCGCAUAUUUUCAACAACAACGAGAACAACGACAACGAUCUGCCGUUGGCAUCGACUGCGACAACAGCUGAAGCAACAGGAGUGCUACCGAAAUUAAUUCAAUCAAUUUAUUUAUGCACAUAUAGUUCGGAAAUGUUGAAGAUGUUGCAUGCUUUUGCCACUUAACAACGUUUCACGUCCAGCCUCAACAAGAAACUCAGCCGCUGCAAGUCGCUAUGGGCUACAACAUCGAAUGGAUAUUCCAUCGGUUGCGUUGUCCUUCGGGACUUUGGUACAUUGCCAGCCAAAUUGCCAUCACAGCGGUGGGAUUGUUUGCUAAAUUUGUACUGGUUUUCCUCAACAGAACCGUAGUGCAUAACAGAGAGAGACUGAUAAAUGUGAUAGCAAAACGUCCAGCCGGUGUGCCCUUAGUCACUGUUUCUAAUCAUCAAUCAUGCUUCGAUGAUCCCGGCCUAUGGGGUGUACUUCCCAUGAGAUAUGUAUGCAAUACAUUUAAGAUACGCUGGUCAAUGGCGGCGCACGAUAUCUGCUUCACCAAUAAAUAUCACUCAACUUUCUUCAUGUAUGGCAAAUGCAUUCCAGUGGUGCGCGGCAGCGGCGUCUAUCAGGAUGCCAUCAAUUUGUGCAUACAAAAGUGUGCGCUCGGUCAUUGGGUGCACGUAUUUCCCGAGGGCAAAGUCAACAUGACUAAGGAGGAGAUGCGCCUCAAGUGGGGUGUCGGUCGUAUAAUAUACGAGUCGCCACGCAUUCCGAUUAUCUUACCCAUGUGGCAUGAGGGUAUGGACGAUGUGCUGCCCAACACCGAGCCAUAUGUGCUGCAGUGGGGCAAAAAGGUGACCCUAAACAUUGGUCAACCAAUAGACUUGCAUGAUUUUAUACAGGAUCUGAAAGAUCGUAAAGUACCAGAGCCGGAGGCGAGAAAGUUGAUAACGGAUAAAAUACAAGAUGUGUUUCAUCAUUUACGCAAAGAAACCGAAGAACUGCAUAAAAAACGGCUAUAGUAAUUAAGUCAAUUCGUUUGUAAUUAUUUCGUUCACAUUGUACUCAUGGAAAUUUGAGUAUGUAAAUGUAAAAGAUAAAAAAUAUAUAUUUAUAUAAUUAACGUUUAAUAAGCUACAUAAACAAGUCAAAAAUGAGAUAUAAACAUUUUAGCAAAUUAUAAAUUUUAAUUUCAAAAACAAAGUUCAAUAUAAGGUUUUUUCAAAAAGCUAGUAUACAUUUAUAUGUCAACAAAAUUUGUAUAAAACAUUACACAGUUUGUCUAAAUAGAAUUUUCUUUAACUUGCUGUAAGGGAGAUAAAUCAUAAAUUAAGAAGCUAAGCACUUUGUAAUAGAAACAAGGCAGGUUAUUUUUAUUAAUUAAACUAAGUAUAUUUAUGUAAUAAUGUCCAUAAAAUGAUUAUUGUCACUCAUGUAAUUUUAUGUAUAAAUUUUAUUUGUUAAAAUAAAGAAAAAAUCUAAUCAUAAUAAAGAAACUAAGUUAUCCAAUA
Zeugodacus cucurbitae (melon fly) is the source of this 1836-nucleotide messenger RNA. It is a transcript of the gene Taz, whose product is annotated as tafazzin. The transcript is spliced from 6 exons. Gene Ontology annotation, cellular component: mitochondrial membrane. NCBI's taxonomy places the organism in Eukaryota, Metazoa, Arthropoda, Insecta, Diptera, Tephritidae. The record is from RefSeq and is a predicted model, not a curated record. The coding region runs from base 562 to 1347 and encodes 261 amino acids. Gene Ontology annotation, biological process: cardiolipin acyl-chain remodeling; inner mitochondrial membrane organization. Gene Ontology annotation, molecular function: 1-acylglycerophosphocholine O-acyltransferase activity.